AAACCCCAUUUCCUCCGUUAAUUCAACCCAUCACCCUCACCAGAUCAGAGAAACCCAAACAGAAAAUAAAAAAGUGCACCGCCACUCUCUCUCUCUGUAUUUUUUUUUUUUUCAAUUUUUGGUCAUACAAAUCAAUCAGACUCAAAUCGCACCCGAGCAGCGCACACCAUUUGUCUUCUCUCUCUCUCUCUCUUUCUCUCUGUUUCUCAUUCAUUCUUCCUACAACAACAACAACAACUUCGCUUACUUUGUGUUGUGUUUGGUGCCCAAUCAAAUGCCUAUGGCUUCCUCUCCUUCUCUUUUAGUUUCGGCUCCGCUCUCUCUACCUCUCCCACGCGCUCCUCAACGCCCCUUCGUUUUCUCUCCCUCUCGGACCAAACCCGACCCGACCCGACCCGCCUCAUUCCCUUUCCAUUCCCGCACCUUCCCUAGGGUUCCAUCUCCAUCUCCUCAUCUCCCUCUCAAGCUUCUCUGCUCGCGCGAAUCCAAAGCUCCAGUUACAAAAGAAUUGUGGGAGAAGUCGAUUCUGAAGAGUGAAAUCCCUGUCCUUGUUGAAUUUUAUGCGAGUUGGUGUGGCCCUUGCAGGAUGGUCCACCGGGUGAUUGAUGAGAUUUCAGCAGAGUAUUCUGGGAGACUCAAAUGCUUUGUGCUCAACACUGAUAAUGACUCAGAGAUCGCUGAGGACUACGAAAUUAAGGCUGUACCUGUGGUUUUACUGUUUAAGGAUGGGGAGAAACGUGACUCUGUGGUAGGUACCAUGCCAAAGGAGUUCUAUGUGGCUGCCAUUGAGAGGGUACUGAAAUCUUAAUCGUAGUUCUGUGCAUGACUAGAAGCUUUAAGCAAAGUCAAAUCAAUUUUCCAGUAGUACCAUAAUAUUUGAAUAACUCGAAUCUUUCAACGGGUGUCACUACCUUGGCUGUAUAUAUGUUAGAUGUUUGCUUACCGGAUAACCCACAUAGGUGCUGGACUGUUGGAAUAUGUCAUCACUAUGGUGGUGAUGUUCUUCUCCCUCAGCUUUUCAUAUUUUUUGGCUGAAGAACUGGCUUGAACUUUUGAAACUACAUUUUGUAGAUAUAGGUCGUUUCUUCCUUUCAGUUUUGUAAAUCUGAACUGCAUUAAGUUCCCUAUGCACAAGUUCUGAUUGGAACUUUUUAAAGGUUGAAAGUGAUCAUAUUUGGCAAUUGUUUUCCUACUCUCCUAAGUGGAUCUGGAAUUUAAACCUUCUCGAUUGGCUUGCAGAAAGUAAUUUGAUUUCCUAUGGAAUAUCAUUCUUUUGAA
Quercus lobata is the source of this 1278-nucleotide messenger RNA. It is a transcript of the gene ATHM3, whose product is annotated as Thioredoxin superfamily protein. The record is from RefSeq and is a predicted model, not a curated record. The transcript has 2 exons. Gene Ontology annotation, molecular function: protein-disulfide reductase activity. Gene Ontology annotation, cellular component: cytoplasm. NCBI's taxonomy places the organism in Eukaryota, Viridiplantae, Streptophyta, Magnoliopsida, Fagales, Fagaceae. The coding region runs from base 275 to 808 and encodes 177 amino acids.